Molecule: messenger RNA, 1050 nt
Organism: Neltuma alba
Lineage: Eukaryota; Viridiplantae; Streptophyta; Magnoliopsida; Fabales; Fabaceae
Product: polygalacturonase QRT3-like
Exons: 1
Molecular function (GO): polygalacturonase activity
Source: RefSeq, a predicted model, not a curated record
GUAAAAAGUGGAAGCUUGAGAGCAGCUGAAACUUUUCCAAGUGAUAGGUAUCUGGUCGAGUUAUCCUCAUCAAACUCUUCACAACUUGAUAAUUCAGUGGAAUCCUUGCAUGUCGAUGGCAUCUCUGGCAAGAAAGCUCAAAAUGAUGUGAUUCACUAUGAAGACAUAACCUUUCGAGACAUCCUUUUUGACUCGAGCUACCGAGGUGGAGGCAUUUCAAUUGCUGAUUCUGCUAGAAUCCGAAUCAAUAGCUGUUUCUUUCUCCACUUCACGACAGAAGGGAUUCUAGUCCAACGAGGCCAUGAAACCUUUAUCUCGAGUUGCUUUCUUGGACAACACUCCACAGUUGGUGGAGACAUAGGUGAGAAAGACUACUCAGGAACCGCCAUUGAUCUUGCUAGUAAUGACAAUGCAAUCACAGAUGUUGUAAUUUUCUCGGCAGCCAUUGGGAUUACACUUAGAGGCCAAGCUAAUAUGAUUACUGGAGUCCAUUGUUAUAACAAAGCGACAUCUUUUGGAGGCAUAGGCAUAUUGGUGAAACUAGCUGGGAAUUCACAAACUAGAAUUGAUAAUUGUUACUUGGAUUAUACAGGCAUAGUCAUGGAAGACCCAGUUCAAGUUCAUGUCACAAAUGGGUUAUUCUUAGGAGAUGCCAAUAUUGUGCUAAAGUCAAUUAAAGGUCAAGUCCUGGGGUUAAAUAUAAUGAAUAAUAUGUUUAGUGGGGAUCCCAAUAAGAAGGUUCCGAUUGUGAAUUUAGAUGGGCAAUUUGGUGAUAUUGAUCAAGUGGUGAUUGAUCAGAACAAUGUGAAUGGAAUGGGGUUGAGAUCAACGAUCGGGAAGUUAACAGUAGGGGGAAAUGGAACCAAAUGGAUUGCUGAUUUUUCAAGUGUGUUGGUAUUUCCUAAUCGGAUUAGUUUUUUUCAGUAUUCAUUUUAUGCUCAAGAGCCAAAAUUUGUGGCACAUUGUGUGACUAAUGUGUCAGAUAAUGUGAUGGUUGUAGAGACGAAUGAAGCAGUUAAAGGGUUGGUAUCUUUUAGUGUUGAGCAAUGA